UUGGCUAUUGUUUUGAGAGCAGUUAACAGGUUGCUGUUUGGUACAUCUAAGUCGGCUCAGAAAUGGAGCGUGGACUCGAUCCAUUCAAAGAACGUUGUGUCAAUACUUCAUCUUCUGGUCGCGUUGGCGCGUCUCUUACGUGCGCCCGUGCGUUUGCCUGAGAACGUGAGCGUAAACGUGGUCGUCGUAAAAAAGGAUGCGCCUAACCAACUUUCCCAUAGAACCUACAUAGAAGACAUCACGACGACGUACGACGACCUCGGCAUGAAGUGCGAGCGUGACGCGUUCGAUGCCCUCUUCGACCACGCGCCCGACAAGUUGCAAGUUGUUAAGAAGUCACUAAUAACAUUCGUCAACAAGCAUUUGAGCAAAGUCAACCUGGAGGUAAUGGAUCUGGACACCCAGUUCCACGACGGCGUGUACUUGUGCCUGCUCAUGGACUUGCUGUAG
Messenger RNA from Parnassius apollo (apollo), 450 nucleotides. NCBI's taxonomy places the organism in Eukaryota, Metazoa, Arthropoda, Insecta, Lepidoptera, Papilionidae. The record is from the annotation of a GenBank genome assembly.